AUGAAUCCCUUCCUAGGCGACAAUCCCUUCGAUCCGCCGUUAUUGUCAGAGCUAUCACACGGCGCCAGCCUCGAUGAGAUUUGCACCUUCUUCUCGUCAGACGCGCCAGAGGUGGCAGAGGCGCCGGCUGCUGAAGUUAACUUUGACGAUGAUGAAUUUGCGGGCUACGAGAACUAUAAGAGAAUGAUCGAGAAGAUUAGCGACAGCAUAUUCUACGUUAUUGAAGCUAUUCUGGUCACCCAACCCGGCGCUGACGAGCUGGUUAAACGAGCCGGCCUGUGA
Trichoderma virens Gv29-8 is the source of this 282-nucleotide messenger RNA. RefSeq lists its product as uncharacterized. Lineage: Eukaryota; Fungi; Ascomycota; Sordariomycetes; Hypocreales; Hypocreaceae. The coding region runs from base 1 to 282 and encodes 93 amino acids. The record is from RefSeq and is a predicted model, not a curated record. The transcript has 2 exons.